Patiria miniata (bat star) is the source of this 2450-nucleotide messenger RNA. RefSeq names its product pneumococcal serine-rich repeat protein-like. Bases 140 to 1738 code for a protein of 532 amino acids. Gene Ontology annotation, biological process: snRNA transcription. Gene Ontology annotation, molecular function: RNA polymerase II general transcription initiation factor activity. The transcript is spliced from 7 exons. NCBI's taxonomy places the organism in Eukaryota, Metazoa, Echinodermata, Asteroidea, Valvatida, Asterinidae. The record is from RefSeq and is a predicted model, not a curated record. Gene Ontology annotation, cellular component: nuclear body.
UUGUGAUGAAUCAUGGGUAAUUUGGGACACUCCCGGGUCCGUGCACGUAUCUCAUGUGGCGCCAAAGCAAAUGUUCAAGUUCACAUCGCUUCAUUUUCCACCAACUUGACCAAGUAAAGAUCACAACGAACUGCUCAUCAUGAAACACAAAACAAAGACAAAGAAUCUUGAAGAUUCGACCCAGGAUGCUAGUUGUCGUGCCGUCAGUCACAAAAGAGAUCGACCCCAGCCCACAGAAGGAGUGAGGCGUUCAACACGGAAACGUUCAGCACCCAAGACUUUUGUUGUAACAUCCAAGAAGUCUAAAGCACUGUAUUGGGAAGCCGCAGAGAAGGAGAAACUAUUGAAAGUUCUGCAAGAAUUAAACACUCAGCAACUUGGUACAGCACUUUACUACAGCAAAAAUCGCUACCCAAUCAAGCUGAUGUCUAAGAGAAUUGGUAGCAAGUCUAUGGAUGCUGUCAAGAAAUACUUGACCCUUCUGGAGCGCAGAGGAGCAGGCAUGGCAUUGAGUCAAAUGAAGCAUCAAGCACCUCUACAGAGUUGGCGUCAGAUGGCAGAUAAGUUGACUGCUCUGACCAGCGACAACUGCUCCCGCCAGUUGAUCCGGGUCUGUAGCAUCUUGGCUCUUGAAAGCAAAGAUGAGGACGAAUCAGCAGUAGAAGAACAUGGCGGUGAUGAAACACAAACCAUUCCAACCUUAUCACUCACACCAGCUACUACAACAUCUGCAGCCAGCAACUCAACAGGUAGCAAUCACACCAAUGAUGUACAUGUAUCUAAGGAGAUUGCAUCACCUGAUGCCUCUGUAUCAGCCAGAGAGAUUGCCAUGACAACAUCAAAUGUAGAAACUGUGUCAGGGUCAGGAAUGUCUACAGCAGCAUCCAAUGUGGCAACUGCUGCAGCAGAAGCAAAAGAUAGUUCAGCAACAGACAGCGUUUCAUCAACAGCAACAAGCCAAAACAUUUCAUCAACAUCACCAACAAGAGACAUCAGUUCAGUAACAACAGCAACAACAGCAGCAACAACAGACAGUACUUCAACAUCGGCAACAGCAACAUCAACUGCAGCAGCAAGAGACAGCAGUUCAACAACAACAGCAACAAGAGACGGUAUCUCAACAGCAACAAGAGGCAAUUCAACAACGGCAAUAAGAGACCAUUUUUCAGCAAGUGCAUCAAAGCCAAACGAGAGUAUUGAGCUAGAACUCAAACCAGACUAUCCGUCCAUCUACAAGUACUUUGCCAAUCUCAUGCAAGGCGAACAAAAAGAACUUGGACCACUCGAGUCCCUGGUUGUUCUAGACUGCCUCACAUCUGUCGAGAAACACCUAGUAGCAAGAGACAACACGAAACAGAAGAAGUUUGCACAGAAACGCUUCUUAGACAUUCUAGAAAACUUGUAUCUGAGUAUCGAUGGCGAGACCGCCAGAACAGCUAAAGGAGGAACAAUGAAUGAGGAUACCGAUGCUGGGAAUGUGUUGACAAUGGCAGACCUGUUGGGCAUCAACAACCAAUCACAGUCAUGGAAAUGUCAAGCUGACCAAUCAAAAGCCACAUUACCAGAAAACAGCCAAUCAGCAAGCAAUUACUCUGUCAGCCAGUCAACAUCAACCAUGUUGCAGGGCCAGUCAUCCACAGCCAAUAAGAGAAGCAGCAGAGAAAUACCCACCCGUCUAGGUAGUCUCAAUCCAUUUGGUGUACCAGUUAAGCUACUGGAAAUUAGACAAGACAGAUGAGGGCAGCAGACAGGUUAUCCAAGGGUGCACUCAAGCAUGUGUUAUGGGAGAUCCCAUAAUCUUAUGAGUUCACCUGUGUUCCAAGGAUAGUUGUAGCUGAUGGUCAGGAGUGUAGCAUCCACCCGAGAAAGAAUGUACUCAUAAAGUGUAACCAAAGAAACCACAUUCGCGAAGGUGGUUUAAAUGCACUCAAUGGACCUUAUUCACAAGGAAGCCGUUUUUGGUCAUGUUCCCUGAAUGUAUUUUAUAAAUUGCGAACUGUUGAAUGGAAUGGUGCCAGACUAUUUAUGCAUUCUAGCCUCACUUUCAAUUUUGUUUUUUUUUAAUUUGGAUUACAACAUUAAGGUAUGAGCACACUGGUAUUAAUUUGUAAUUAACUUUGUCAUUGCUUUCAUUUCUCUUCGCAAUUUCCAAAUAUGAAGAUUUUACCUCGCUUUCAAUUUAAUAUGGCCGACUCGUGAAAAAUGGUCGACAGCGCAUGUGUGCGUGUACCCUGUGUGCAAGAAAAAGUUCCAUCUCAAAAUAAGUUUCUCAUUUGUUCGCGGGAAAAGUCUAUUGUGGAUGCAGCUACUAAGUCUGAAAAAAAAAACAUGUCUUUUGAUCUUUAAUUACUCUGUUUAUCAAUGGAAAUAAACCAAAAUUUCAGAUCAAAAUUUCAGAUCAUUUCAGAAAGUUUCACUAGCUUUAUGCAAGAGGGUGAGAUUUAAAUACA